This is a messenger RNA of Gongylonema pulchrum, 1068 nucleotides long. The record is from the annotation of a GenBank genome assembly. Lineage: Eukaryota; Metazoa; Nematoda; Chromadorea; Rhabditida; Gongylonematidae.
AUGCUGGAGUCUCGAAAACAACGGUUGCAACUGCAAAGGUGCAUCAAAGGAAAAUUACAAAUUCCAGUAGAAGAUGAGCACAGUCCUCAAGGAUAUGACGACGAUGUGUAUUUGAAACCAAAGCUUCAGACAGUAGUGCAAGUUUCUAUGAAAGAUGAGCACAAGAAUAUGACCAGUACUCAAGAAUAUAACGACUACAUGAAUUUGAAACCAAGCACGGACAUCAAUAAAAAAAACACGACAGCAACAUCACAUGACGUUGGAAUGGCACCAAAUAACGGAAAAUCCCGAACUAUCGAGGCAUCCCAGGAAUUGGAAUUACCAACUCCGUCCAUGAAUAGCCGGCCUGAAGAACUCCAGGCUUUGGAUUGUUCCGAAGCUGAAAUGAAAGAAGCAUUGUCGCGCAUGACUUUUUUUGACUUUGCGGAAAUAGAUACACUCCCAGAAGUUCCUAUGAAGAGCAAAUCGCGUAAACUUCCGGUAAAGGAGCAGCCAGAAAAGAAACACCUAUCGGUGGACAUCAAUGGCAGAACCAAGGCAGCAACAUUGCCUGGUGUUGGAGUGGCACAAAAUAGCGGAAAAAUUCGAUCCAAAGAGACAUCCCAGGGACGAAAAUCAUCAAAUCCAUUCACGGAUAAUGGGUCUAAAAACUCGAAAACUCUGGAUAGCGUCAGAAACGCGAUGAGAGCAGCAGUGUCACGUAUGACGCUUAAGAAAGCGAAGAAAGCAGAAAAACUUCAAAAGAAAGUCGAGGAAAGAAAAUCGCAUGAAGUUGCGGUGAAGCCAUUUCAACAUACGGUAAUUGCUUUAUUAUAUUGUUUUUCCCCCAGGGUUCACAUAGCUGCGGGGAGACACAAAUAUGCCAGUGAUUUGGAACUAGGGGGAUUCCGGACUGCGAUAACGGUACGGAACUUUUACACACACCACUGUUUUUUUCGUCCAAUAUCCCACAGAGGUAACCGAAAAUCAAACACGGUGAUAAUUGUUUCAUUGAUUUACAAAAGACCAGGUGGGACUGGGCCGCGUUUUAGUAAUUGCUUGGAGAAGCUGGUUCGUGAGUUCAUUUGA